Molecule: messenger RNA, 1533 nt
Organism: Merops nubicus (carmine bee-eater)
Lineage: Eukaryota; Metazoa; Chordata; Aves; Coraciiformes; Meropidae
Gene: TTC6
Product: tetratricopeptide repeat domain 6
Exons: 13
Molecular function (GO): protein binding
Source: RefSeq, a predicted model, not a curated record
AUGGAUGAUUAUGCCAAAGUUAAUAAUUUACAAAAUGCUCUGAAAGAUAUGAACCGAGCCAUUAAUCUUUAUCCGAAUAAACCACAAAUUUGGAUAGGGACAGUAUCAGUGGAUUUGAAGGAAUAUGAGUUGGCAAGUUUAUGUAUUCACCAACUUGCAGAAAUGGAUGCAGGAAAAAUACGAAUGAAAGCCAAGAAAACUAAGGAUUUAACCAACACUGUUACUCCUCUGACUCCUUCAGUUCGCCAGUAUUUAAGGCCUGCAGAAUUGUUGAAAUUGGCAGUGUUGAUUAGCUGCCUCUUUUUGUACAGUCGCAAUAGCAAGCAACAGACGUUUGAAGCUGCAAUUGAAGAUCUUUCAAAAACUAUUGACCUCAGCAAAACCUGCAUUUUGGCAUACUAUAAUAGAGCUGUCUGUUAUUUUCACAUUAAGGACUUCAGAAAGGCUUUGAAAGAUUAUGGAAUUAUUCUUUUGCUUGAAUUUAGUAAGGAAAUAGCUUUUAAAGUGUUAAUUAAUCGUGGACUGCUGUACAUGGAACUUGAUGAUUAUGCUAAUGCAUGCAAGGACUUUAAACAAGCAAUGUUGCAUAGUCCAGAUGACAGCCAGAUCUUUCAAGCUAUUGGAGUCUGCUAUCAUAGACUUCAUGAAUUUGAAGAAGCUGUGACAUCAUUUGACCAAGUUCUCAAAUUAGAUCCUAUUUCUGUGGAUGCCUAUGUUGCAUGAGGAAACUCAUACAUGGAAAAUGGACAUAAGGCUGAUUGUAAACAAGCACAAAAAGAUUUCUUGAGAGCAAUUCACCUGAAUCCAAAGUGUAUAAAAGCCAGAAUUAGCUUAGGAUACAAUUUGCAGAAACACAAUUCAUUUUGGGCACUUGGAAAGCUUCAGAGAGCAUGGGGACAAUUUACAGCUGCCAUUUGCAUUGAUCCAAAAUGCCAUGCUACGUAUGAUGGACGAGCUUCAGUCUGUCUUCAAAUGGGUGAAACCUUUGCUGCAUUUCAAGAUAAAAAUGCUGCACUAAAGCUCACUACCACUGUUCCACUGCUGACAAACUGAGAUGUCAUCAAUCAGUUAAUGGGACAUCUACCCUGUGCCAUGAAGGACUAUCAAAAAGCAAUUUCUGUUGACCCAAACUAUGCAUUAGCCUAUUUCAGUGCAGCAAAUGUCUACUUCCAGAAUCGACAGUUUUCACAGGCCUGUUGCUAUUAUUCCAAGGUAUUACAACUUGAUCCAGGAAAUGAAUCUGCUGUUAUGAAUCGUGCUAUUACAAAUACAUUACUAAACAAUAUUGAAGAAGCCAGAGAAGACUUUGAGAAGGCAAUUUGUCUCUGCCCGUUCUCUGCAGCAGUAUAUUUUAACAGGGCACAUUUCUAUAAUGGAUUGAAGCAAUACGAACUAGCUGAGAAAGGCAUUUCAACAGCGUUGUCAAUUCAGCCUAAUGAUGCCUUGAUGUAUAAAUUUAGAGCUGAUAUUAGUGGUAAACUGGGUUUCAAUAAAGAGGCUGUUGAAGACUAUAAACAAGCAAUCAACAUUUGA